Dreissena polymorpha is the source of this 1132-nucleotide messenger RNA. RefSeq names its product caveolin-3-like. Gene Ontology annotation, cellular component: caveola. The record is from RefSeq and is a predicted model, not a curated record. Gene Ontology annotation, molecular function: molecular adaptor activity. The transcript has 2 exons. Bases 603 to 1109 code for a protein of 168 amino acids. Gene Ontology annotation, biological process: caveola assembly. NCBI's taxonomy places the organism in Eukaryota, Metazoa, Mollusca, Bivalvia, Myida, Dreissenidae.
UGUCUACAUGACAUGUCUUGUACAUGAGAUACACUUAAAACAUUAACUAUAGCGCCCGAUUUCUGUCCAUUAAUGUAAUUAAGUUUUCGUUAUAUUACUAUUUUGCAAUUGCCAGAGCACCAUGCGUUCCCACGGGAGCUCUCUACAUCCACUGUACGGAGCCAUGCACCUUAUUUUUUUACAUUAACAGAAUGAAGUUAGCGAACUGUAUGGGCAUACCAGAAAUCAAUCAGCGGGAAGUAUCCCAAAACAUUUGGUCGCAGCGUGUGAUUUUGAAUCAGAAACGAUGUCAGAGGGACGGAUUAAUGUUGUUGGAAUCUCGGAUGUAGGCUCCGUUGAAAUACCUCUGGAAGAUAGAGGCUUGCAAUUCCAACGGUUCCAGUCGAAAAUCUUCGACGUCAACCUCGUCAUUCGAAGACGUCAACGCAGCGUCAAAAUUACCUGACGUCGGUACGCCGCGUAAUUCAAGCCGUCGUUCGUCGGUCGCCAGUAUUGUAAGCAGCAAAAGUGCGUUAAGUCGGAAAAGUGCUACAGCGAAGGACGCGACGACGGCAGGCGUUGACGAAACACCGGACGUUUACAUCGUUUCAGUGUCCGCGUCAAUGGCUUCUGUAACCCCUAAAGGCGCUUUAUCAUUCAAAACGACGUCAGUGGACGACCCGCAUUUUUACGCUCAGUCCAAGACUUCCACCAAACAUCAGGCGCCCUCCAAGCCGUACAGGGCGGCUAACGAGGACAGGGACCCGGAACAUGUCAACGACGUCGUAAAGAUACGAUUCGAGGACAUAUUUGCAGAACCGGAAGGCACGUACAGUUUCGGGACCAUCUGGGGAGCCUCCUUCAAACUGUUUACCGACUCCAAGGUCUGGUGUUACAAGUUUCUGUCGGCACUGUGCGGCGUCCCCUGUGGCAUUUUCUGGGGCUGCCAUUUUGCGUGCCUCUCGUUCUGCCAGAUCUGGUGGUGCGAACCCUCUCUGCGCAGUAUUAGCAUCCUAAUGCGUCCGUGCGCGCGUCUGUGCGGCAUCUUCCUUAAGUCCUUCGUGGAACCCCUGCAUUACGCCGUCGGCAAGGUCUUCAGCAGUAUACGUUUGACUAUGACCAAGGAAUGAUCAAGGAUUUAGAAAUUGGAGAU